This is a messenger RNA of Thelazia callipaeda (thelaziosis nematode), 408 nucleotides long. NCBI's taxonomy places the organism in Eukaryota, Metazoa, Nematoda, Chromadorea, Rhabditida, Thelaziidae. The record is from the annotation of a GenBank genome assembly.
UUGAAGAAACUGCUUAUCAGACAGGAUGGAAAAUUGCCAGAAGCUUAUAUACUACGUAGGGAUCAUCCUUCAUUGCAAAUACCUAUCACGUUACGUGAUGCACGUGUGAUACCUGGUGUAACGCGCAGACAUUAUCUUGCAGUUUGCUUGCAACCCAUAUUUUUGCUUGCUGAUUGGACGUUACUUGUGCAAUUUUUUGAGAUCUGGAUAACACAAGGUGUGACCAAAUUUUUCAUUUAUGUCCAUUCAAUGACACCUGAAGUAGAUGCAUUACUUCGCGUUUACGAAAGGUCGACAGAUAUAGAAGUUGAAAGGAUUCAUUGGGCUCCGUUGCCUACUAUUGUUAAUGAGUCAUCUGAGGCUGAUCCAAAUCUUCGGGUUUAUCGGACUGAGGUCAUUAUAAUUUAG